This is a messenger RNA of Rangifer tarandus platyrhynchus (Svalbard reindeer), 1968 nucleotides long. Lineage: Eukaryota; Metazoa; Chordata; Mammalia; Artiodactyla; Cervidae. The record is from the annotation of a GenBank genome assembly.
AUGGCGGCCUUCAGCAAGUACCUGACCGUGCGGAACUGCUCGCUGGCGGGGGCCACGUUCCUGCUGCUUUGCCUGCUCCACAAGCGGCGCCGCGCCCUCGGCCUGCACGGUAAGAAAAAUGGAAAACCACCAUUACAGAACAAUGAGAAAGAGGGGAAAAGAGAGCGAGCUAUGGUGGACAGGGUGUUUUUUUCAAGACUCAUGCGAAUUCUGAAAAUCAUGGUACCUAAAACAUUUUGUAAAGAGACAGGUUACUUGAUACUUAUUGCUGUUAUGCUGGUGUCUCGAACAUACUGUGAUGUUUGGAUGAUCCAAAAUGGGACACUCAUUGAAAGUGGUAUCAUUGGUCGUAGCAGAAAAGAUUUCAAGAAAUACUUAUUCAACUUCAUCGCUGCUAUGCCUCUUAUUUCUCUGGUUAAUAACUUCUUGAAGUUUGGGUUAAAUGAGCUCAAACUGUGCUUCCGAGUAAGAUUAACCAAGUACCUCUAUGAGGAGUAUCUCCAAGCUUUCACAUAUUAUAAAAUGGGAAAUCUGGACAACAGAAUAGCCAAUCCAGACCAGCUACUUACACAAGAUGUAGAAAAGUUUUGUAACAGUGUAGUUGAUCUGUAUUCAAAUCUUAGUAAGCCAUUUUUAGACAUAGUUUUGUAUAUCUUCAGGUUAACCAGUGCAAUAGGAGCUCAGGGCCCAGCAAGCAUGAUGGCCUACUUGCUUGUUUCUGGGCUAUUCCUAACUCGAAUUAGAAGACCCAUUGGUAAGAUGACAAUAAUUGAGCAAAAACUUGAAGGAGAGUAUAGAUACGUUAAUUCUCGGCUCAUCACAAACAGUGAAGAAGUUGCCUUUUACAAUGGAAAUAAAAGAGAAAAGCAGACAAUCCACUCAGUCUUCCAAAAACUGGUGGAGCACCUACAUAAUUUCAUUUUGUUUCGGUUUUCUAUGGGCUUCAUUGACAGUAUAAUUGCCAAAUAUCUUGCCACUGUGGUUGGUUACCUAGUCGUCAGUCGUCCUUUCUUAGAUUUGUCUCAUCCUCGACAUCUUAAGAGCUCACAUUCGGAACUUCUGGAGGAUUACUACCAAAGUGGAAGAAUGCUUUUGCGAAUGUCUCAAGCUCUGGGUCGAAUAGUUUUGGCUGGCCGUGAAAUGACUCGAUUGGCUGGCUUUACUGCUCGGAUUACAGAAUUAAUGCAAGUACUAAAGGAUUUAAAUCAGGGCAAAUAUGAACGCACUAUGGUCUCACAACAGGAAAAGGCACAAGACCUUCCCUUGAUACCUGGAAUUGGAGAAAUCAUCAAUACAGAUAACAUUAUAAAAUUUGAUCAUGUUCCUUUAGCAACGCCAAAUGGAGAUAUCUUGAUUCGAGACCUUAAUUUUGAAGUUCGAUCUGGGGCCAACGUUCUAAUCUGUGGUCCAAAUGGCUGUGGAAAGAGUUCACUUUUCCGUGUUCUUGGUGAAUUAUGGCCUCUUUUUGGAGGACGUCUAACUAAACCUGAGAGAGGAAAGUUAUUUUAUGUUCCUCAGAGACCUUAUAUGACCCUUGGAACACUUCGAGACCAAGUGAUAUAUCCAGAUGGAAAGGAAGAUCAGAAAAAGAAGGGGAUUUCUGACCUCGUGCUGAAGGAAUACUUAGAUAAUGUCCAGUUGAGUCAUAUCCUUGAACGUGAAGGUGGCUGGGACAGUGUUCAGGACUGGAUGGAUGUGCUGAGUGGUGGAGAGAAGCAGAGAAUGGCGAUGGCAAGAUUAUUUUAUCAUAAGCCCCAGUUUGCUAUUUUGGAUGAAUGUACAAGUGCAGUUAGCGUGGAUGUGGAAGACUACAUUUACAGUCAUUGUCGAAAGGUUGGCAUUACCCUCUUCACAGUGUCACAUAGAAAAUCUCUUUGGAAACACCAUGAGUACUACCUGCAUAUGGAUGGCAGAGGCAAUUAUGAAUUCAAACAGAUAACAGAAGAUACCGUUGAAUUUGGCUCCUAG